Molecule: messenger RNA, 810 nt
Organism: Saxophila tyrrhenica
Lineage: Eukaryota; Fungi; Ascomycota; Dothideomycetes; Mycosphaerellales; Extremaceae
Exons: 5
Coding region: 1-810 (269 amino acids)
Molecular function (GO): oxidoreductase activity
Source: RefSeq, a predicted model, not a curated record
AUGAGCGAAUCAUUCCAACGACCAAUUCGGUCACUCGAGGGCCGCGUUGCCAUCGUCUCAGGCGCAGGCGCAGCGGGAGAUGGUAUUGGCAAUGGACGAGCGUGCGCUAUAUUGUUGGCCGAAGCUGGUUGUUCUGUCGUCUGCACUGACAUGAAACUUGAGCUUGCGCAACGGACAGUCGAGUUUAUUGAGAAGGAUGGGAAAGGGAAGGGUUUUGCUGUGAAAGCUAAUGCUACCGUUGCGGACGAUUGCCAGGCGGCCGUGCAGACUGCUGUUAAGGAAUAUGGGCGGUUGGAUAUACUUGUCAACGUAGUCGGCAUUGGCGGCGCCACAGGUACAGCAACCGACGUCGAUAUGAGCGACUGGACCAAGUCGAUGGAAGUCAACGUGUCCAGCAUGGUCCUUAUGGCCAAAUACGCCAUCCCAGCAAUGGAGAAAAACCAAGGACAAUGGCGCGGCUCCAUCGUCAACAUCGCCAGCGUUGCAGGCCUUCGUGGCGGCAACCCUCAUCUCUUCUACCCAACAUCCAAAGGCGCCAUAGUGGGAAUGGUCUAUACGCCGAUGAUGUACGCGCCUGGCAUGACCGAUGAAGCACGAGAGGCGAGAAAAGGCAGGAGCAUGCUCAAGACCGAAGGCACAGGUUGGGAUGUCGCGGCUGCUGUCAGGUUCUUGGCUGGAGAUGAGGCACGAUGGAUGACGGCGGUGAUACUCCCUGUAGACGCCGGCGCAACUGCUGAGGUGGGAAGUAUGCUGCCGAAAGAGGCGAUGACGAACCCGGGUGGGAGGACAGAUGUGCCUUCUUCAUCGUAA